UGCACGCCAGCUGAAGCAAAGCACGACAGUAAUAGAGAAACUAACGGACAUUUAAUAAUGCAGCCACCCCCCAGAAAGGUGAAGGAGAGCCAGCAGGUCAAAACUGUAUUCUCAGACCAGAUCAGCAAACUUCAGACCAAACAACAUCAGGACACUGAGUUGCUUGAAGAGAUGAGGUCCUUCAAUAAACAACGAGCGGCUAUCGAGAAAGAGUAUGGUCAGGCUCUUCAGAGAUUAGCCAUCCAGUAUCAGAAGAGAGACUGGCAAAGAGGAAAUACAGAUGCUAUCACUUCUGGCAGUGUGUUUGCCGUGUGGAGGUCCAUUGUAGAUGCUACAGGUCAGACAGCAGCAUUACGGCUUGCUGCUGCGGAAGAGUAUCGCAAACUGAUUGGACAGGCCUCUAAAAGUCUUCGCAAUGCAAAGGACAUUCGAGCAAAGAGGGGUCUGGAGCAGCUCCAGAAGGUGCAGGGGGAAGUGGUGGAUGCCCUGCGGGAGUUACACAGGAUUAAAAAGAGCUACCAUCAACUCAGUCACAUUGCUAGUGUGGCCAGAGAGAAGGCUGCUGAUGCACAGGCUAGAGCAAGAAAGAGUGAACAUGGACUCUUCCACUUUAAAACAGGAUUACAUAAAAUGACAGCUAAGCUCAGUGCUAGGUUGAAGGAGUGUGACGACCGUCUGAUUGAAGUUCGCAAUGACUACCUGCUGGCGUUAGCUGCAGUCAGCGCCCAUCAACGGCAUUACUAUACGAAUGAUUUACCCAGCAUAAUGGAGCAAAUGGAUGAGGAUGUUUAUGACAACUUCCGAAGCCACUUCACUCGGCUGUGUGGGACAGAGAUGGACACAUGUUUGUCCACACACAAACACUACAGCAGGAUAUGGGACAGUGUUACUAAGGUGACCAGAGAAAGAAAUGUUCAACAGUUUCUACAGGAAUCUAUUACUUUCAGUAAAAUACCUGAAUUCACCUUCCAGUCAGCUCCACAUGACAAGGUGUGUGUCCUGCAGGAUGUCUGUCCCUCUCAAGGAGAGGGCUGUUUGGUUCGGGAGGUGAAGAAGUGGGCCUCCAAGGCAGCUAAAGACUACAAGAUAUUCACCCACGGACAGAGGGCUCUGCAGACUUUAGAGAGUCGGUUGAAGCUCUUGUCAGGGGAGACAGGGCUCAGCGUGGAGCAGAAGAUAAGUGAGGUGCAGGAGAGUGUCAGGAAAGCAAGGCUCAGCAGGGUGAAGGCAGAGGCCCGUCUGGCUCUGUUGUCAGAGAGUGUCACAGGGAUCGAACUGUGGCUUGACAGUGCAAUGAACCAGGCAGAGGAGGAGCUGGAGAGGGAGAGGAGGCUCAGUGAGCAGAGGAAGUCCACAGAGGAUUUUUCAGAGGAUGAGUUUGAGCUGACGGACUUUGAGGACUACGAGGACGAGAAUGGAGACAUCUUCGCUGAUCCAGCUUCGACACCUGGAGGGUGUGUUUACCCCACAGCCUGCAGAGUGAUCUAUAGUUUUCAGGCAAGCCAGUCAGAUGAACUAUCGGUUAUGGAGGGAGAAGAACUUCAAGUGAUCGAAGAUGGAGACAUGGAGGAUUGGUUAAAGGUGUGUAACUCUUGUGGUCAGGUGGGGUAUGUUCCUGAGCAUUAUGUGCAGUUCCUGUGUUUACCAGCAGAGGACUUCACACAGCUGGACACCUCAUUCAACUCCACCUCAUCCACAGGGAAUAUGGAGAGGGAAGGAAGCAGGGGUAUGGCCAGAGCUCUGUACUCUUAUCAGGCCCAGAGUGCAGAGGAGCUGUCUUUCCAGGAGGGAGCACUUAUCCACCUGAUUCGCUGCAAACAUGGAGAGGUGGAUGAUGGUUUUUGGGAAGGAGAGCUGAAUGGACAAAUUGGUCUUUUCCCUUCACUGGUGGUAGAACUUAUCCUCGAUAAAGGGGAGGAAGAGGAGGAAGAGCCUCUUCCAACGCCAACUAUGCCUACCUUCUCACCCCCCAUCCCAGUCCCCUCCAGUCCUGAGUGUACUGUAGCAGCUGAUGGGACGCCCCCUAUCUGUGUGGAAGACAAAGAGCAGGUCCUUUUACCUGAGCUCCAGAGGCUACAGGACAACAGAAUGAACACUGGAGGCAGCCCCCACAAUUCUCCUGAUCUGUACAGCAGUCGACUGAGGCCAUGUCGAGCACCUCCUCCUCCUCCAACACAGAAGUCUUCACCUCAUCCUUGAGACAAAGAAGACAUAAUGGCCCACUUAUGUAUUUAACAUAAAAUCUCAUCUUGUACUGAAGUAAUGAGAGCAAGGCUUCUGCGGGUCUCUGGGGUGAAAACAACUCCGGUUCAACAGGUAAUAAAUAAAUCAAGUACAGUGGAACCUUGCGGUAUGUGUUUAAUUCAUUCCAUGACCAUGCUCGUUUUGUGAUUUACUCAUUUUAUCCUAUUCAAAUGAACUGAAAUAUACUUAAUCCAAUCCAGCACCCCAAAACCUCCCAAAAUCCUUUUUAAUGGUUUCUAAAAUGGAAAACUGCACAAGACAAUAACCUUAUUUAAAAAAAAAAUUAAGAUGGGACGAUCUCUGUACAAAGAAGACGGUGGAUGAAAAACAGAAAACAACCUGUAUUUCAUUUUUCAUUUCAAAAUCAGUAAACGGAAAAUUACUUGUACCCUGUUGUCCUUCAUAAAAUUGAAAAAACUAAAAACAGGAAAGGGCUCAUUAACAAUCCAUGUAUGGUUCAUUCAUUGGUUAUUUCGUUUCAAAAUAAAAUCAGAAAAACUACAUUUCUGGCUCAUUUAAAAAAAAAAAAAAUUUCUUUUUAAACAAAAUCGGAAAAACUUUACACUUAAAAUGAAUCGGACCAUUUUUUAGUUAUACAGUGAAAGAAAAACUGAAAAAACUGGACCUGUCUGUAACAGGCAAAGAUUCGUUUUAGUGAUAAAUUCCAAAACAUAAUUUGUGUAGUGAUUAGCUUUACAGAUGUAAUUUCAUGUUACUGCACAUACCUGAUAAAUGGAAGCGAUAACUGCCGCUGAAUGGUUUCGACGUCUAAGGCUGUGGCGUGAGCAGAACCUCCAUACUGUCAUUGAAGACCACCGUGUUGCUCCCUGGUGAUGUAAAGUGUCACUGAUUUCUUCUUGGGUUGCCCUACUUGUAAACAGCUCCAUAAUGAAAUCUGCAAAAGGCUCGAGUGCAGCCAUUGUAGAUAAAACCAGAGAUACUUUAAGGGACUUUGAUAAAACUCAUCACGGCGCACUACCACUUCACACUUUCUAUGUCACAAUAAUAAUAAAACCUAAAUAAUAACUUCAGAUUUUUGUUUUGCAUAUAAAACAGUCAGAGCAAAAUUACACACAGGUAUGUUAAAAAAUUAGAUAAUAAAUUUUUUCUACCCAAGUUUAGAAAAGGAAAAAACAAAAAUAAAACUAAGAAUUUGGUUUAUCUGAUUUUAUUUUGAAAUGGCAUAACGAAUGAAUGAACCAUACACGGAUUCACCUGAAGUCAGUCAAAGAGCUGUUUCCCGUGUUUUGUUUUUUCAAUUGUAAGAACAACAAUAGGAUACAAGUGCUUUUCCAUUUUAAAAUGAAAAAAGAAACACAAAUCAUUUUCUGUCCUUCAUUUUAUAAUUUCAAAAUGGAAAUUGAAUGGCCACGACAUACACGGACCAUUAUUCUCUGGAAGGAGAAUCUCCUCCAGUAAAACGUCCGGUGGUAGAAUUUCUGGCGUUUUUCCUCUCUUGACCGAAUUUGUUUUUUCAGGCCUCUCGUUCAUCACUGUCCGCAGUUGCAGGUGGUUUCAUUAAAAACCUAUCCAGAGAAAUCUGCUUUGUUCUGCUUUUUAAAAUGUUCCGAAAAUGCGCCAGGCCAUUGUCAUUAAAUAAAGCAGCUGCACAACCUGAA
Messenger RNA from Sphaeramia orbicularis (orbiculate cardinalfish), 3863 nucleotides. RefSeq names its product F-BAR and double SH3 domains protein 1-like. Gene Ontology annotation, molecular function: protein binding. The record is from RefSeq and is a predicted model, not a curated record. Gene Ontology annotation, cellular component: neuromuscular junction; recycling endosome. The transcript is spliced from 21 exons. Lineage: Eukaryota; Metazoa; Chordata; Actinopteri; Kurtiformes; Apogonidae. Gene Ontology annotation, biological process: regulation of actin filament polymerization; neuromuscular synaptic transmission. Bases 58 to 2199 code for a protein of 713 amino acids.